Messenger RNA from Gigantopelta aegis, 3734 nucleotides. RefSeq names its product protocadherin gamma-B4-like. The record is from RefSeq and is a predicted model, not a curated record. Lineage: Eukaryota; Metazoa; Mollusca; Gastropoda; Neomphalida; Peltospiridae. Gene Ontology annotation, biological process: homophilic cell-cell adhesion. Gene Ontology annotation, cellular component: plasma membrane. The transcript is spliced from 5 exons. Bases 155 to 3661 code for a protein of 1168 amino acids. Gene Ontology annotation, molecular function: calcium ion binding.
CGCUGUGCAGUGACAGUUGAGAUAAAUCUAUGGUUCGGAGACGGGAGAUUUUAUAGUAAGCGCUUCGUCGUGGCAGUGUGUGUGUUUGUUGUAUGAAGGAAUACUGGGUGGAUUCCGUGCGAGGGCAAGAAAGCAUGAACUGAGAGAAAUAACCAUGGGUCAUCAUUCAAGUCAUUCUCUGUUUAACGGACAUAUCAUCUCCAUCCAUCUUAUUCUGCUGAUCUGGAUCUGUACCGUUGAGAAGUCAUCGAGCGCUGAGAUCAAAUACUCCUACAACAUCUCCGAGGAACGGCCUCCCCGCACGUACGUGGGCAACAUCCUCAACGACACGAACCUGCGGACGAUGGUGAGCGAGGACGACCACGUGAACCUGAGGUACAGCUUCCUCACCCAGGACGACCCUCACAUCUCCCUCUUCAGCCUGGACGAACUGAGCGGAGACCUCAGGACCUCGUCUGACCCCAACAAGUCCAUGGACCGAGAGUCUCUGUGUCCCUUCACCGCACAGUGUGUGAUCGUCAUAGAGGUGGCCAUCAAGUCGACCAUUGACCAGUUCUUCAGGACGGUGGAGUUGGAGAUAGUCCUGCAGGACGUUAACGACAACAGACCGACGUUUCCCAAGAACGAAACUGUCGUCGAGAUAUCCGAGUCGGUUUCCGUGAACACUCCUUUCCCCAUCGUGGGCGCCCAGGACAGGGAUGCCGGGGUUAACAAGCUGCAGAAAUACACCCUGGUACCCGACGUGGACGCUUUUCAGAUCGAGUACACUACCAAGGUGGACGGAACCUCUGAAGUGAAUCUGUUGGUGAAACAAGAACUGGACUACGAAAUUUAUACUUCUUAUGAUCUUCAGCUAAUCGCUGAAGAUGGUGGAAAUCCACCUCUGACUGGUGUACUUCAGAUUCAUAUUAAAGUCGUGGAUGUGAAUGAUAACAAACCGAAAUUCGCUCCUGCUUACUACAACACGACUGUUAACGAGAACGUCAAGGCAGGCACGACCAUCAUCUCCGUUACGGCCACCGACGCCGAUAGCGGACAAAACGGGGACAUUGUCUUUCGGCUCAGUCCUCACCAGUCACGAAAAAACCUGCAGUUGUUUUCCAUUAAUAGUACGACGGGGGCUCUCUCCGUUAUAGGGGACCUGCAGAACGAGGAAGAAGAGAAGUAUGACAUCAUUGUAGAAGCCAGUGACAGAGGAGUUAAACAAUUCACAACGCAGACUGUUGUCACGGUCAAGGUUCUGGACACGGUGAAUAAUCCACCGAGGAUCAGAGUUAAUUUAUUAUCCAGCCGAAACUUCUCCCUCGUGUCUGAGUAUGCCAACCUCGGCACGGUGGUAGCCCACAUAGCGGUUCACGAUACGGACAGGGGUCGAAAUGGCAUCGCGCACUGUCAGCUGUUGAUGCACAAGUAUUUUGAACUGCAGGGUUUUGAUGUUAAUGAGUACAAGGUCAUCGUGGCUAGACUCCUGGACCGUGAGCUCGCCCCUGAGCAUUCUGUGACUAUAAUAUGUCAGGAUGCGGCCAAGCCGCCACAAAGUGCUAACGCCAGUUUUAAAGUGCGAGUGACCGACGAAAACGACAACGCGCCAUUUUUUUCCCAGUCGUACUACACAACGUCUGUCUUUGAAAACAACAACGUAGGCGACAUUCUGUUUACUGUCACAGCCUCCGACCCAGAUGAGGGAAUCAAUAAAAAUAUAACAUAUUCUUUAGUAUUGGACACUGGAAAUAAAUUCACCAUCCUGCCUAAAGAUGGGACGAUUAUUGCAAAUCAUGUUUUAGAUUUUGAAACUCAGAAAUUGUGGAAUUUGACUGUGAUGGCAAUGGAUGGUGGGAAUCCACCAAGGUCGACAACUGCCUGGGUUGUGAUUAACGUGAAGGACAGGAAUGACCAGAGUCCUCAGUUCACACGUCCAGUGUUCUUGUUCAGAGUGUCUGAAGGAAUAAAACCCAAACAGGUCAUUGGACGCGUUACAGCGGUCGACAAAGAAACAGGGGAAAAUGGACAGAUCGUGUAUGCCAAAACAACUGAAUCGAGUGGAAAUUCGCCUUUUCGUCUGUUUGAGAAUGGAACAAUAAUUGUAGAGGCUCAUAUCGACUACGAGAACAUAUCUAAAUACGAAUUUCAAGUCACAGCUACCGAUAUGGGACAACCUCCUUUAUCUAGUUCAGCACGAGUGGUGAUUUCAGUGGGGGACAAGAACGACAACCCUCCUCAAAUAAUAUUCCCCAACGUGACCCACCAUUCCGUCACUCUGACGUUCAGCCACCCCAUCGGAGCCGUCAUCGCCGUUAUUGUCGCUGACGACGGCGACAGCGGUGCCAACGCCAAACUGAGAUACGUCAUCAGUUCCAGAAACGACAGCGGACGAUUCCAGCUGGAUGUGAACUCUGGGGAACUCUACACGACUCGAGCCCUGGAGAGGAAGGACGUGGGAGUGUACAGGCUCAUGAUCAUGGUGCAGGACGAAGGAAUCCCACCCCUGGCGUCGCACGUCAUCCUGCAGGUCUACGUAAUCCAGGGCAACGGCUCUGCGGCGACGUCGGCCGCUGGGUUCAGCGAACAGAACAUCCUCAUCACCGUGUCCAUCAUAUGCGCCACCGCCGUCAUCUCCGCCGUCAUUGUCCUCGUCAUCAUCGCCGUCAGACGCGUCGACGGCAGGCGGAACAAAGACCAGGCUCCGGUCUACGUGGAGGCGCCCAACGUCAUUACAAACCUCGUGGACAAGGUCACGGUCGACGCCGUUCGCUCUGUGCAGGGAGGUAACCACGGAACAGUAAAAGGUGACGAGGAGUUUGGAUUUUUACCAACGUCGAAAGGUGGAAAGUCGAAAUCGUCGUUUGAAACAACUAAUGAAGUGAAGGACAGGUCUAAAUACAGCGAGGUGUUGUUUCAGCCGGACGGUAAACUCGACCAGGUCUCAGUUCUCAGACUCCACCAGACAGUACUACAGACCUACCACGGGGACCAGCUCGACUCUCAACAGAAGGUAGCAGCUUGGCAGAGGUCACAAGAUGACCUUCAGAGCGACACUUCUGGCGACACCACUACAAGUGACAGCGGAAGAGGUGGUAGUGAGGUUGAUAUAAAUGAUGUCCACGACAUGUCAACCCAGUCAAGUGUUUUAAGUCCUAACCACAGCUCGCUCAAAUCCGCGCCAAAGAUUCCUCCGCGCCACAGCUCUCGGAAACACGUGACAUUCAGUGACAGUGCGCCGAAGAAACCUCCGCGUUGUUCUGUAGUUCCAACAAAACAUUCCAACAUCUACACCACCCAGCAGCCGCAUCCUUACAGCAACGUGUUGGAGCAGAUUCCUCAACAAGAAAGACACGAUUCAAAAAGUGCAAACACACAUUUCGGAUUCACUGUUCGUAGUCCGACGUUUUCAAACGAUGACUCGAGUGCUUUCAUGACAACCAGUUCUUUCAAACCGUUAAUCAAUCUACCCGGUAUUAUCCCGGGGGUAAGUACGGCUGGGCGGGAGAAUCGAGUGCCCAUGGACGACGGUGUGUCACACAUACGGGACUGGCGAAACGACAGCAUCGCCACGACAGACGACGGCGACGAUAGAUCGACGACGACGUCUGGAAGUUACACAAUCGACAACGACGACCAUUGGUUGAAUUUAGACUAUGACGUCAGAGAUAUCGUCGUAUGACGACAUCCACUGACUCAGUGAUGUGUGUAUGAAUGAGAGUGUUGAUGACGAAUAAAUGUGUAUUUUAUUUUUU